AUGUCCCAGUUUCUUCUUAGAGGUGUCACAGUCAUAGAAUUAGCAGGGUUGGCCCCAGGGCCACUUUGUGGGCAAAUGUUAGCAGAUUACGGUGCUCGAGUUAUCCGGAUUGACAGAACAUCUGUUUCAGUGAACCCUGAUCAAUUGACCCGAGGGAAGCAAUCAGUUGCUUUAGAUCUUCGCAAUCCAAAAGGCCAAGAGGCAUUGCGAACAAUGCUAGAGUCAGAUAAGGUAGAUGUUCUAAUUGACACGUAUCGACCUGGAGUUCUAGAGCGACUUAAUAUUUUACCGCAACAACGAUUAAACGGAAAAGAGCCAUUAGUAGUAGCCAGACUAACAGGGUAUGGACAAACUGGUGAACUUUCAAACUUUGCCGGUCAUGAUAUAAAUUACCUUGCAGCUUCUGGUGUAUUAGGUAUUGUAGGACCUCCAAAUAAACCUCAAGCGGUACCAGCCAAUAUCCUUGGUGAUUUUGCAGCUCUUUCUCUACCUGGAUUUGCAGCAAUUGUGACAGCACUCUUUAGUGGGCUAAAGAAUAAAAACACUAAAGCCAAUAAUAGUCCUUACACACUCGUGGACGUUAAUAUUGUCGAUUCCCUUAAAUACCUUGCUCAAUUUGCGACAUACUCUAAAUUUGGCCCAUAUGAUCCAAAGAAUCCUCAAGGAAGUGAUGAACCAAUUAUCAGUAUUGUUCCUUGGAAUCAACCUCGUGGCUUAAAUGUUUUAGAAGGUCAUUCAUGCCCCUAUUAUACUGUUUAUGCUACUAAAGAUGCUAAUGAAAACGUGACAGUUGGAGCAUUAGAGCCACAAUUUUACCAACAGUUUUUGGAAAUGGUUGUUGGCAAGGAUGAGGCUGCUAAACUUCCUAGUCGUGAUUCACCAGCAAACUGGCCCAUUCUUAAAGACAUUUUUGCAAAAAAAUUUAAAGAGCAUGGAAUAGAGUAUUGGAAAAAACAAGCUCUAAAAUAUCCUGAUAGCUGCGUCAUGCCUAUUUCCCCCCUGGCACAUUCAUCGGAAAUUCCAAAUCAAAUUGUCCAGUUUGAUACACAAAAGAAAGAUAUUCCUGGAGGACAGCUUUUAACCCCUGGGAAAGAUACAAAUGCAGUUUUAGAGGAGUUUUUGGGUGGCUCAUGGAAAUCCAAAUAUGGAUCUGAGUUUUCAAAGCAAGCAAAACUUGAAAAGAUUUGA
Molecule: messenger RNA, 1188 nt
Organism: Magnusiomyces paraingens
Lineage: Eukaryota; Fungi; Ascomycota; Dipodascomycetes; Dipodascales; Dipodascaceae
Exons: 1
Coding region: 1-1188 (395 amino acids)
Molecular function (GO): catalytic activity
Source: RefSeq, a predicted model, not a curated record